GAAUUGAAUCGGUUCAACGAACUUAAUCCAUAUUGAUGGUUCUACCCCUCCCGUUCCCGUUCCCCUCCCCCAAAAAAUGAAAAAGAAAAAACGUAAUUCCCAAAAAGUUAGGAAGAGAGAUUCCGUUUGUAUGAAACAGCCGCCACUCUUCUUGCUUGGCGCCCUUAUGUCCACGCCACGACUUUCAUUUUGCUUCGCAUUUCAACCUUCUUCAUGCAACUUAUUCAUUAAAUUAAUUCACAAUGGAUAAAUCAAAGUAUUUCCACCUCCAACAACCGAACAAAACCCCUAGAAAUUUCUAUCAAUUUCAAUACGAAAAACAAAAAUAGUUCAUUCAUUCCCCAAAAGCUGCAAAUUCUCUGUAAGAUAUCAAACAAUUCAAAAAUCACAGAAAACAUUAGGAAUUUCAAUUAAUUCUUAUUAAAAAAAAAAACUGUUCAACCCCAAAAGCUACAUUCUUUUUUUUUUUUUGAAAUUGAAAAAAAUUUGAUGGUGGGAUCAUCAUCAACAAAGCAGGGGCUGCUUUCAUGGAUAGUGGCAGCUACUGCAACAAGAAGCACCGUUGAUUUCGACAAAAACGUCGCCGUUUCUGAUGGGGACUCGCAUUCACAUGCCAACAUCAACUUUAGCGAUGAGAAUUUGGGUUUUGGAGAGAGGGCUAUUUCCGCCGCCGGCGCUGCUGUUCUCUCCGCCAUCCUCGUUAACCCUCUUGAUGUUGCCAAGACAAGGUUGCAAGCUCAGGCUGCUGGUGUCCCUUAUGACACCCUCUGUAGUUUGGGACAUCUUCAUUCAAAUUCAGUGCUGACGGGUGUGAAGUACAACUCAGCAGGCACUCGUGCUGUUCUUGGUGCUGAACCAACAUGUUCCCCAGAGUGUUUUCGAUAUAAAGGAACGCUUGAUGUCUUCUGUAAAGUAAUACGUCAGGAAGGAUUUACCAGAUUGUGGAGAGGCACUAAUGCAAGUCUAACAUUGGCAAUCCCUUCUGUGGGUAUAUAUUUGCCUCUUUAUGACAUUUUCCGCAACUCUAUGGAAGAUUAUACAUUACGCAAUAUACCAAUUGCUACUCCAUAUGUCCCCUUGGUAGCAGGAUCCUUAGCACGUUCCAUUGCUUGCGUCACGUGCUAUCCAAUUGAGCUUGCAAGAACACGUAUGCAGGCCUUCAAAGACACCAAAAAUGGCAUGAAGCCUCCAGGAGUGUGGAAGACGUUAGUUGGGGUCGUUUCUCCAGUCAAUGGUGCAAACAGCUUUCAAAAUUCAAUGCAGGUCUACCGCCUCCUCUGGACUGGUCUGGGGGCACAACUAGCUCGUGAUGUUCCUUUCUCUGCAAUUUGCUGGUCUACUCUUGAGCCAGUUAGGAGGAAGCUACUAGGCAUGGUGGGAGAUGAAGCAAGCGCGACAACUGUCCUUGGUGCAAACUUCUCUGCUGGAUUUGUUGCAGGAAGUCUCGCAGCUUUUGCAACAUGUCCUUUAGAUGUUGCAAGAACUAGGAGACAAAUAGAGAAUGAUCCUGAACGAGCACUGAGAAUGACCACAAGACAAACAUUGGUUGAGAUAUGGAGGGAUGGGAGAUUUAAGGGAAUGUUCACUGGAGUUGGCCCCCGAGUUGCCCGAGCAGGACCUUCAGUUGGGAUUGUCGUUUCCUUCUAUGAGGUGGUAAAAUAUGGUUUGCGCCAUAGGCAUAUGCAUCGACAGAGCGAAGGUGCUGAUCUAUAGCAUUAUAAUGUAGCUUCCAAGCCACUGAAGCAGGUGAUAUUAGCACAACUUCUACCAGUAAGACACUCCCAAAGACCCCCGGCUGUUGCAGUGAUUCAUCACAGGGUAAUCCCUUCUAACCCAAUUUUCGCCUGUAAGGCUUGAAGGUUAAUUUAUUCAAUCAAGUGAAGAAGUUUCUCCAGUGAUUGGAAGCACUUGUCCCACAGUAACUAUAGUCCCACAUUCGUAUUACAACUGUACUGUGUACCCUUACUGCAUUGCAGAAACUUUAGACUGUAAACAAAAGACCAGUUGUAGGAAAUUUCCUGAAGGGGGAAGGUUGCUUGCAAAAUGCUUGAGGAAGUGACUUACACUAGUGCACAAAAUGGGCCCCGUCUCCAAAUAAGUGACGCUUUUAACUCAUUUCAAGUCUAUUAAGAAAUAUUAGAUGUUUUUUUGAGAA
Capsicum annuum is the source of this 2155-nucleotide messenger RNA. RefSeq names its product mitochondrial carrier protein MTM1. The transcript has 10 exons. Gene Ontology annotation, biological process: mitochondrial transmembrane transport. The record is from RefSeq and is a predicted model, not a curated record. The coding region runs from base 490 to 1713 and encodes 407 amino acids. Lineage: Eukaryota; Viridiplantae; Streptophyta; Magnoliopsida; Solanales; Solanaceae.